Drosophila gunungcola (fruit fly) is the source of this 1589-nucleotide messenger RNA. Its product is annotated as serine/threonine-protein phosphatase 2A activator. Gene Ontology annotation, molecular function: peptidyl-prolyl cis-trans isomerase activity; protein tyrosine phosphatase activator activity. Gene Ontology annotation, biological process: mitotic spindle organization. The transcript has a single exon. The coding region runs from base 133 to 1458 and encodes 441 amino acids. Lineage: Eukaryota; Metazoa; Arthropoda; Insecta; Diptera; Drosophilidae. The record is from RefSeq and is a predicted model, not a curated record. Gene Ontology annotation, cellular component: nucleus; protein phosphatase type 2A complex; cytoplasm.
CUGCUACUGGAAUAGGCUUUAGAUCAUUUUGAAGAGCUUGUUAUAUAAAGUAGGUAGCGGCGGUUAAUUCAAAACCAAUCCUAUCUACUUCAACACGGAAAUACACGAAAAAAGUCGAAGCUUUGAUGCAUAAUGGAUGACAAACUGGCGUUUAAAGUGACUGACGCGACUGUGCAUAUACUACGGGCAUCGGAGCUCAUGCAGAAUGGGCCGGUGAAGCAGGUUCACAGCAUCGAGGAUGUGAACCGCUGGGUGCGGUCGCAAGCCUACCACGACACCGUGGCCUACAUCAGCAACACCAGCAGGGCCAUCCAGGGCCACCGGAUGACCAGCGACUUUCCCGUGUCCGAGCAGAUGCGUCAACUGUGCGAGAUCUUCGACGGGCUGGAGCACCUCCUGACCGAGCACACGCCCAGGAUCGAGGACACGAGCACAUCGGUGCCGGCGGCUCAGAUUAAGGGUAACUUCUAUGGCUUUUGGUUGCGGGACAUGUACCAGCAUGUCUUCAGGAAACUGGGCGAGGUCAUUCCGGCCAUUCAUUGUAGGCACAUCAACGAACUGGGCCAGUACUUGAGGCGUUCCUUUGGAAAUGCAAAAAGCCUGGAUUUUGGUCCCGCCAACGAGCUCAUGUUCCUGUUCUUCCUCUGCGGCCUUUUCCGGGCUGGCAUCCUGCUGGCCAAGGACACUUUGGCCGCCGCCCUGAUGCUCUUCGAUCGCUAUGUCCAUCUGGUGCGCCGAAUGGUCGCAAUCUAUGCCCUGCAGACAGCCAAGGAUCCGGUAUGCAGCAUCGACGACUUCAUCUUUAUGCCCUAUCUGUGGGGAGCUGCGCAGCUUUCGCUGGAGGCACCCUUUUCGCCGCUGCAGUGCGAGCAGGCCAAGGUGCUGGAGAGCCAGAGGCAGGACUACAUGAUAGUGGAACUGGUUGACUUCCUUUUGAGGACGGGUGGCGGCGGUCAGCUGAGUCAAGUGGCCUUCCAGCUGUGGAGCAUCCUUUCGAUACCCACCUGGGCACAGGUGUAUAUGGGAUUCGAGCGCAACGUCGUCGAUAACUUGCUCUGCUCCUUCCACACCGUGCAACAUGCCAUCUUCGGCGAACUGAUGUCCUUUGAAUCCGCAGUGUCGCCCAUCCAGUUGGAGCGCGCCCGCUUGGGCUCUCUGUAUAUAGUUCAGCAUGGGGACAACAGCGGUGGGCUGCAGGAAGGACAGCCACCGGCAAACAUCUUGGAGGACAAUGAUGUGCCCGGGCCCGUCAGCAGAUACAUCAGCCCGUACACGGAGUCCUUUCUCGGCUUUCAGGAGCCCAGAGCUGAGGAUCAGUCGGACGACGACAGCAAUGAUAAUCGCCUAUGGAUGCUGCGACAGAUCGUGGAGAAUAACGAUCCCAACACUGCCCAGUUCCAUCCAAGCUCACAAAUGCCAAAUGAGUCUUCUACAUCGUUUGCGAAUAAAGGUCUCUAAAAAGUAGGUCCAAUAAUAUAAAACUUGUCUUGUAAGGAUAUGAUAACGGAAUGGCAUUUCAAAAUGAUAUAUCAAUAUAAUCAUUAUUAAAAUUAAAAAAAAAAUUAUUGCCAGCAUGCAGGCGCAAUAUA